Messenger RNA from Protopterus annectens (West African lungfish), 2080 nucleotides. RefSeq names its product cAMP-regulated D2 protein-like. Gene Ontology annotation, molecular function: cholinesterase activity. The record is from RefSeq and is a predicted model, not a curated record. The transcript is spliced from 8 exons. Bases 136 to 1818 code for a protein of 560 amino acids. NCBI's taxonomy places the organism in Eukaryota, Metazoa, Chordata, Ceratodontiformes, Protopteridae.
ACAGCUGUAGAAAGCUAGCUAUUAUAACAGCGUUCUUACGAAAAUAAAUGAAUGUGGUAACUUAGUACAGGUAGCAUUACAAAGAAAAAACUUCCAGGCUAUUGUUGAACUAAUUAAAAUAUUAUUAUUUCAGAUAUGAGAAGUUGUGAUGCUGAGAAGACAGCAAAGAUCUCUUAUUAUUUGCUCCUGUUUCUGUUGGUAUUGUUUUAUGAGCUUCAUGUGCACGGCUCAGUGAUUUAUUCAAAUGGACCUACAGUGCGAACCGUGUAUGGAAUAGUUAAAGGAGUGGUGAAUGAGAAAGCUCAGGCAUUCUAUGGGAUUCCCUAUGCUGCUCCACCAGUUGGACCCCUCCGAUGGAAACCCCCAAGUAAGGUUAUCCCAUGGAGUGAUACUUACGAUGCUACAUACCCCAGAGCUGGCUGCAUACAGUACUGUGGAGAACCUACAAUGGCAUGUCCACUUAAGACCAGUGAGGACUGUCUCUACCUGAAUGUCUUUGUACCAUUAGAUGUCAACUUGGAUGAAGAACCCUCAGAGCUGCUCCCAGUAAUGGUUUGGAUGCAUGGUGGGAACUUCAUAGAUGGUACUGGCUCAGCCAUUCUAUAUGAUGGAAGAUUUAUUGCUAAUUUCACUCAUACAGUUAUUGUUACUAUCAACUAUCGAAUGGGUGCUUUGGGCUUUCUUGUCACCGGGACUGAUGAUAUGAAGAGUGCAAAUGGCAACUAUGGAUUUUUAGAUCAACAGUAUGCAUUUAUGUGGGUUCAGCAAAAUAUUGCAGCAUUUGGUGGUAAUCCAAACAAGGUGACACUAUUUGGACAAAGUGCAGGAGGACAGUCUGUUGGCCUUCAUUUAACAGUGCAGAGCAGUGCAAUGCUAUUUCAACAAGCCAUAAUUCAAAGCCUUCCGUUUUCGGUGACACUAAAACCUAAGAAUGAUGCCAUAAGAUUAGGAAAAGAGUUUCUGAAACUGGUAAAUUGCUCAGUGGAUGACUUGGCUUGUUUGCUGUCCUUAGCACCUGAAAAAGUUCUUGCUGCCCAAGCAAAAGCAGGUUCCAAAAUAAUAAACCCAUUUAAUCUCUUGGAACAGUUUGAAGUCUGGGGACCAUAUAUUGAUGGGGAGUUAAUAAAAGAGCAAACCAUCACUGCCUUUAUCCAUGGACGAUGGCAGAAAGGAAAGCCAGUUAUGAUGGGAACAACAUCAGGAGAAGGAAUCCUGUUCAUUUAUAUGGCAUUUGCAGACAAUGUGACAAUUGCUCAGACUCUGGGGUAUGCUGCAGCAAUUUUUAAGCUGAAAGCAUUAGAAAUAAUUUUUAAAUACACUCCUUUUGUUCAUCAUGGAGACCAACGGCCUCUUAUUUCACAGGUUGGAACUGAUUAUGUUUUCCUGUGCCCUACUCGAAAGGCUGCAUUGUCAGUGGCAGCACUAGACAGCCCACUCUGGCUUUAUGUAUUUGACCGUGUGCCUGUAGAUUUCCGCCCAUGGGGAGACAAAAAAUACUGCUAUCAUCAUGUGUGCCAUGGUACUGAUGUGCCUUUUGUGUGGAACAGUUUAAGUCUUACCAACUUUACCUUUACUGCAGAAGAACAACUACUAGCCAAUCAGAUGAGUUGCUUCUGGGGCCAAUUUGCACAUACUGGUGAUCCUAAUGGUGCUACAAACCAGACAAAAUUCUGCAGUCAGCAGCCUCUUCCAAAAUGGCCUCAGUAUACAAAAGGAAAUAACUGGCAGGUCAUGAACUUCACUGUUCCUUUAAACACUGGCAAGGAAUACAGAGAAGAGAUAUGUGAUUUUUGGGACAAAAUGAAUAUUUAUUCAUAAUUAAGAUGCUCGAACUCCAAAUAUUAUUUGUGCAAAACAGAACAAAAAAUGAACACAAUAAAUAUAGAUAUGCAUAGACAUGUAUUUGUGCACUGUGUGAUAUAUUAUUUUGGCCAAUUCUUUUUUCAAAUAGUACUUCAUGUUUAACUCCCAUAAAUUAUAGAAAAACUUGUAUUAUCCAAAAUAUGUAAAGAAUGAAUGUUGUAAUUACUGUUGCAAUCAAGCAAAUUCAAUGAGAAAUAAACAAGCAAAUAGACGGUGA